CGGGAGGGCGGAACCAAAGUGCCGCGCGCGCCGGACUCCUCGGGUUGAGGACACUUCCGCCUCCUCGGCCGGUUUGAUGUCGGGAGCUGCGGUGCCUCAUUCCUGUCUCAAUAUUGACCUUCUUUUCAGAGAGAUCCAACAAGCCAGCAGACAUGUACUGAUACAAGCUGUCAGACACCAUCACCAGAGACAUGCUCAGUUGGGACACAGCAAACCAUAAAGACUCUCCAACCGCAUGUCAGAAGUAAAGGGACACAGACAACAUCACAAUACACAGAACAUCUCCCCGAGCAACAGGAGUGGAGCUGCAGAAUGAAGCAAGAGGAGCCACAGCCCCUCCAAAUUAAAGUGGAAGACAAGGCGCCACACUUUGAAAAUGAAAAGGAUGACCCACUGAUUCCGUACAUUAAAAAGGAAGAGGAGGACCCACCGAACCCCCGUUUUAAAGAAGAGGAGGAGGAACACAGCAUCAGUCAGCAGGGAGAGCAUCUUGAAGGACUGGAGGAGGUUGAUGUCACCAAGAUGCCAGUGACUGGUGUCCCUGUGAAGAGUGAAGAUGAUGAGGUGAAAUGUGAAAGUGAGGUGAAGAGAGAGGCGGAGCCUCCAAACAGACACAUGACAACAGAAGCUGAUGGAGACCACUGUGGAGGAUCACAAGCAGACAAGCUCUUAGCUCCACUAUCAGAUAGUGAGGACACAACGUCACACUCUCCUGACACUGAUGAUGAAGACUCUAAAGAUGAUAAGACAUGUCACACUGACAACACACGCCUGACGUGUUCUCACUGCGACAAAAGCUUUAGUUACCAUUGUCGUCUGAAAACACACAUGAGAAUGCACACUGGAGAAAAACCUUUUCCCUGCUCAGUGUGUGGUAAAGAUUUUGCACGAAAAGACGUGUUGAAAGAACACACGAGAACUCACACUGGCGAAAAACCUUUUACCUGCUCAAUCUGCGCUAAAGGUUUUGUAACAAGUACGAAUUUGAAAGUACACAUGAGAAUGCACACCAGGGAAACACCCUUUUCUUGUUCAAUGUGUGGCAGAGGUUUUGUAACAAGUACAAAUUUAAAAGUACACAUGAGAAUGCACAUUGGUGAAAAACCUUUUACCUGUUCAAUCUGCGGCAAGGAUUUUGUACAAAGUCAAUAUUUGAAAGUACAUAUGAGGAUACACACCGGUGCAAAACCUUUUUCUUGUUCAAUCUGUGCUAAGGAUUUUGUACAAAGUCAAUAUUUGAAAGUACACAUGAGAAUACACACUGGCGCAAAACCUUUCACAUGUUUAAUCUGUGGGAAAGGUUUUACACAAAGUCAAUGUUUGAAAAAACACAUAAGAGUACACACAGGACAGAAAGUGUUGAGUUGCAGUGUGUGUGGUGAAAGUUUCUCUUAUAAGUACCAGUGUAAGAAACACAAGUGUGCUGGUGAGAACAGCAGCAGCAAAUGAAGAUGCAGGAUUUGAAAUUAACUGUCAAAACUUAACUCUGACUUUCUAACAACAUCAGCACAUAUAACAUCUGUGACAUCAUUGUGUGUGUGUGUAACACAAUCUUCUUAAUAUGAUUCUACCAUGUAUAGAAUCGAUAUUUUAGAUUUGUGCUGUUUUCAGUAAAGUACAUUCAUUCAUAUACAACAUUGUGUAUUUUUAAUACAAAAAAAUAACCAAAGAAUUUGACUGAAAAGGUGAGAGUAAAUGGUACAAAAUAUACAAUAAACAUGUGAGAGGUGUAUAAAUAUUCACAAUUCACUUUUAUACGUAUUUAUAGUAGUGGUUUUAUAUACGUUUUUAAAUAAUGAAGUGUUAAUUUUUUUUUCCAUUUCUAAUUGUAAAUGAUUGCAUGGAUGAAUGACAUACAUACCGGUAUGUGUUCAUACUUUUGCUUUUGAGUACACAUAAAUCCCUCUUAGAAUUGCUUGUCAAUUAAAUUAAUUACAUUUAAAAAUAUCAUACUUGAAUAACAUAAAGUUGAAAUAAGAAAUAAGUUCAUAUAUGUUUAUGUUUAAGUAUUUGUCAGACACUUUUAUCCAAAGCGACAUACAUAAAAAAUACAUAUGAAACAAUGACUGUAAACAUGAUCAUUUAAGGGAAGAAUGUAAUAGAAAAUAUCAAUACAAAGUGUCAAGACAGAAUAAACUCUCUGCUGCUGCAGCAACAGAGAUACAGUCUAUAAGAUAUAUACCAGUGACGUGCGGUGAGGUUGAUGGCUGGUGAGGCACUGACUUCAUCACAGUCAGAUUUACAAACAUAUGAACCCUAAAGAGUAUCUUAUUCACCAUUUGAUUGGCAGCAGUUAACAGGUUAUGUUUAAAAG
Nerophis lumbriciformis (worm pipefish) is the source of this 2314-nucleotide messenger RNA. NCBI's taxonomy places the organism in Eukaryota, Metazoa, Chordata, Actinopteri, Syngnathiformes, Syngnathidae. The record is from RefSeq and is a predicted model, not a curated record.